Molecule: messenger RNA, 1698 nt
Organism: Coffea eugenioides
Lineage: Eukaryota; Viridiplantae; Streptophyta; Magnoliopsida; Gentianales; Rubiaceae
Product: homogentisate phytyltransferase 1, chloroplastic
Exons: 12
Coding region: 213-1418 (401 amino acids)
Cellular component (GO): membrane
Molecular function (GO): prenyltransferase activity
Source: RefSeq, a predicted model, not a curated record
UACACGUUGCACUGCAAAGGCGUGUCCCUUUCGAUUUUCGCCUGUGUUUCUUCCCUCUGAAAUAGAAAGUAAUGGACCAUCUGGUAACCAAACACUCGUAAAAGAAGGGAGAAAGAGCCCGCUUUCUUGGCUAACGCCCGUACUCUAGUACUGCUGUGCUAGUAGAACUGAACCAUCUUGACUUGAGUUUAUUGAAUAAGCCCAGAACAGUAAUGGAGUCUCUGCUCAUUGGGUCUUUUGCAAAGCCUUCAUAUUUACCUUCAUUUCCUCUCACUUCUGAGCUUUCUUCUCCUUCCUCUGGACUGCUGGGUUUGAAGUGCAAAAGAUGGAACAAUCUAGAGAAACAGUUAGCAGUGAUCCCAAAAAGGCGGCUUCUGAUGAGUCAGCAUGUUGGUAGCGACAGCAGCCAAAAAUUUGUUGCUUUUUGCUGGAAAGGAAGUGAUAAGUAUUUGGUGAAUGCUGUCUCUGAACACCCUUUUGAAUCUGAACCUUCGAACAGCCCCCUGAAGUCACUUCAAGCCAGUUUAGAUGCUUUCUAUCGGUUUUCACGUCCCCACACUGUUAUAGGAACAGUACUGAGCAUAAUUUCAGUUUCUCUACUUGCAGUCGAAAAGGUUUCAGAUUUUUCUCCAUUGUUUUUCACUGGGAUGUUCGAGGCCAUUGCUGCUGCCUUCUUGAUGAACAUAUACAUUGUUGGCCUGAAUCAGUUGUCAGACAUAGAUAUUGACAAGGUUAAUAAGCCAUAUCUCCCAUUGGCAUCAGGGGAAUAUUCAGUCAAGACUGGUAUUAUAAUUGUUUCAUCAUUUGUCAUAAUGAGCUUUUGGCUUGGAUGGAUAGUAGGCUCAUGGCCAUUAUUUUGGGCUCUUUUUGUCAGCUUUGUGCUUGGGACUGCAUACUCAAUGAAUGUACCAUGGUUGAGAUGGAAGAGAUUUGCAUUUGUUGCUGCACUCUGCAUCUUAGCUGUGCGAGCUGUAAUUGUACAGUUAGCAUUUUAUUUGCACAUUCAGACUUUUGUAUUCAGACGACCAGCUCUCUUGUCAAAGCCUGUAAUUUUUGCCACUGCAUUCAUGACCUUCUUCUCCGUUGUUAUUGCACUAUUCAAGGAUAUUCCUGAUAUUGUUGGAGACAAGAUAUAUGGUAUUGAAUCUUUUAGUGUCCGAUUGGGUCAAGAGAGGGUGUUUUGGAUUUGUAUAUCCCUUCUUCAAAUGGCUUAUAUUGUCGCUAUUUUUGUUGGAGUGACAUCUUCCCAACUCUGGAGCAAGUACAUUAUGGUUGGUGGUCACAUCCUCUUGGCUUCAAUCCUUUGGAGGCGAGCCAAAUCUGUUGAUCUGGAAAGCAAGACACAAAUAAUAUCCUUUUACAUGUUCAUCUGGAAGCUCUUUUAUGCAGAGUAUUUCCUCAUACCUCUAGUAAGGUAAGCUGGAGAAAUUUAAAGAGAAUGGCCCCCCAUUUGUCUGCCUCAUGGCAUGACAAGGCUUUUUCCUUUUUUCUUUUUGCCCCUUAUGCAUCUGUGGCUUUGUAUUAAGUAUAUAUGGCAAGGAUGCUUAGAUUUGUACUCCAUGCAAAAGACUUAACAUAGUCUUGGACUCGAAUACUUCUAAUUCUAGCCAUGAAAUCCUAUUUCAAAGUCAUUGUUGUCAUUUUCCCUCUUAACCAUUUACUGAAUUCAGGAGUUAAAAUUUCUUGAUGAUUGUGGUA